GGGUAAGUUGCGUUUUCUCGCGCGCGUUAGAUCUGCGCGCGGUUAGUGUUUUGAAGUUCGAGGUUAGAAUGCUGCGCCGAUUCAGCGGAAGACAAGCGGAGAAGGUGAAUCUUGCGCUUCACUUGAGAAGGAGAUUUUCGGGCGUAUCGACACCAUUACAAAAACCUGGGAGGCUCACAAGCAUUUAUUCCAAAAGCCUCUGUAGCAUUUCUGUAGACAGGGAAGCUGGAGACGUGUAUCAGUGUCAUACUAAUGCAGUUCCUACAGUUGGUUCAUCUGUGGCAACUACAGAUGGGACAUUUUGGCUCAUCCCACCCGAUGCAUUUCCUGUUCAAGUAGCACAGACAUUUUAUGAAUCUCUUCAUCAAUGGUUGCCUUUUCCGUGGGGAGCACUAAUUGUCUUCUCAACUGUAUGUUUGAGAGGGAUGAUCACUUUGCCGUUGGCUGUGAUUCAGAACAGAAAUAUUGCUAAAAUGAUUCUUUUGGCUCCUACUGUGAAGGAGUAUUCUGAAGCUCUUCUCCACAAUGUUGUUGUAAGGUGCAGACGAGCUGGCUUGUCUGCUUCUGAAGCAAAUUUACAAUACAAGCUGGAGGUGAAGAAGAUGAGACGAGAGCUUUACCAGAAGGAAGGCGUCAGUCCAUUGAGAGUAGCUUUAGUUCCAUGGGUUCAAAUUCCUCUUUGGAUUGUUCUCUCACUUGGUUUGAGAAACGUCUGUGGAGCAUACCCCGGAGUUGAUGCCUUAACCAUUGAUUCCAGCUUGCACAAUGAAGGCUUUUUGUGGAUCUAUGAUUUGACUUUGCCCGAUCAGUGGUGGAUUUUGCCAGUAAUGCUUGGACUUUCAAAUUGGCUCAAUAUUGAAUUACAUGCUUUGAAAAAAUUGUCCAAGGGCAGUCGAUCAAACAGAAUUCUAACAAACGUAUUACGUUUGUUGUCUGUUGGAAUGGUCUACAUUGGAGGACAUGUGCCUGCAGCAUUGUGUUUAUAUUGGACUACAUCAAGUUGCCUCGGACUUGCUCAGAAUGUACUGCUUCAGCUUCCUAAAGUUCGUCGAGCUCUUAAGUUUCCUAAAACUUCACAAGACAGUAACCAUCCUUUUAGGGAUUUGGCAGAUGUUUUAAGAGUGCGGGCUAGACAAUUUGCUGAUAUACAGAGGAAACAAUGAUGUUCAUGCAAUAGCGUCCGUUGACUGCUGCAAAUAGUGGUUAAGGAUAUGAUAUGAUGUGCACCUGUAGUUUCUUUAGGGGCAUUACAAGACGGGUCAGUGAACGUCUUUCAACAU
This is a messenger RNA of Corticium candelabrum, 1280 nucleotides long. Its product is annotated as cytochrome c oxidase assembly protein COX18, mitochondrial-like. Gene Ontology annotation, molecular function: membrane insertase activity. The transcript is spliced from 2 exons. Gene Ontology annotation, biological process: protein insertion into mitochondrial inner membrane from matrix; mitochondrial respiratory chain complex IV assembly. Lineage: Eukaryota; Metazoa; Porifera; Homoscleromorpha; Homosclerophorida; Plakinidae. The record is from RefSeq and is a predicted model, not a curated record. Gene Ontology annotation, cellular component: mitochondrial inner membrane. Bases 69 to 1163 code for a protein of 364 amino acids.